CUGUAAGGCAACAAUGCAUGACUUCCAGUUGUAUACUGUAUUUUCAUGUAGUGUUCUCCACCCUGUUGAGAAAUAGGGUAAUCACAAAUCUCUCAGUUUGUGGGAGAGACCUCCUCCCUACUUGGACUCAACUUGCUCUCUCUCAUUUUUCUAAGACGUUCCUCAGAAUAUUUAGUUUUCUCCACCCUACCCCAAACAGUCUGGUCUACCCACUGUGACAUCUCUCCAAAAAUGACAACCCCAACCGUUCUACACCCCCUACACAGCAUGGAAUUUAACUUUUCUUUACUCACACUCAUCCAUCCCAUCUCACCCCACUUCGUCCUCUCUCUCUCUCUCUCUCUCUCUCUCUCUAUCUCUCUCACACACACACACACACACACACACACACACACACACCAGCAGAUCCUCCACUCGGGUGCUUCUCUGAUUUUGUCCAGCUUGCUGUUCCAUAAUCUCCCACACAUGGCUGGACAAACACACUCUUUCAUGGUUAGGCACACAAAUGCACACACCCUCAAAUGCUCUGACUGACCAGUUCCAGAUGUUUUUAGGGCAUUUGUGUUUUCAGGUCAUCUCCUCUCUUUCUUUUUCAAUCUCUAGCUGAUAGAGUGAGUGCCCGAUGGAAUGGUGUGACUAAGCGUUCUUGAUGAGAGGCACUGAGCAAAAUUAGGGUUUUGUUUGAUCCACAGGUUGGUCAUGUCUAGUCUGAGAAAGGGCUUUGGGUAAUGAUCACAUGCCUGUCUCUGACACUGUGGAAUGUACCAUUAGACAUAAGGCUCUCAAACACCAUAAUACUUAUUAUGAACAGGUCAUUACAGCUGUUGCUCACUGUAUCUUGGAAUUUGCAUGACUAGCUGAUGGGUGUGUUUGCUGUUCUUGUAAAUGUGUACUUUUGUGUUCUCACCACAUAUCAAUACGUUUUCUGUGUCCUAAUGCUAACUGUCCCAACGGUUCUAUAAAAGCCAUUAUGAAUUUGCAACACAGCUGUAGCUUUUGCAAAUUUUGCCUAUCUUAACUAACUGUGUGGUGCUCAAAGGAUGUAACCAUGCUACUGUCACUCAGCAAUGGGUGUUUCUACAACUAUGGGCUGUGUGAAGUUUUAGAAAUUAAACUCUCACUUUCAAACUUACUAGUUUAUUUUAAAUUUCAAGAUGAAUAUCCAACUGUGGAUAUAAAUGCAUCACAGGAGAAUCAUUCUUUUUCUCUAGACCGUAAUUAACAAAUGUAAUUUCCACCAUCUCAAAUCACUAUUUAUUCUGGAAAUGACAGUGGAAGAAAUAACAUUGUAAACCUCUUUGGAACUCCUUUGUCUUGCAAAUUCUAAUAGCAUUUUAUGUAUCCUAAUUAUAUAAUUUUUUACAUAAUUUGAGAAAAUUACAGCUUGAUUGGAAUUGACAUACAAUUAAAAACAUGUCUCAAAUGGAGUCAUCUCCAGUAACUUUUGUGGCAGAAAAUUAGUGGCAGAAUUGUUGGUCGUGGUGGAAAUUAUGCCACAACUUUGGCACAGUUGUCAUUUGUGUUGAAAUAUGUCAUUUUGUCAAUAUGUCACAAAUGUUUUUUUGAAAUUAUUUACAUUUACAUUUGUUUAGAUUAUUAAAGUUUUACAUUUUUUAUAAUUAAUCAUUUUAAGUUGAAUAUUCAUGCUUUAAGAUUGCAAGUCUGGACGGUAAUACAAUAAAAUCUAAAAGGUACAACAGGGCUAAAGGUAUACCUUAAGGAAAAUAAUUUUUUUUCUCAUCACAAACUUUAUCGAGAUAAUGGGGAGUUGUGCGUGGAUGCUGCGGAGAAUAGCGUGAAGCCUCCACACGUGCUAGGUCUCCGCGGUAACGCGCUCAACAAGCCACAUGAUAAGAUGCACGGACUGACGGUCUCAGACGCGGAGGCAACUGAGAUUCAUCCUCCGCCACCCGGAUUGAGUGCAAAGUUGCAAUGGUGUACAGGUUAUUGUGAAAGAUGAGAAGAAGUUUGCCAUGCUGUUCUCCUCCAUCGUUCUUCCAUGUCAUUACACCACCCAUUCUACUCAAACAGCCGUGGUGCAAUGGUGGUAUAAGUCCUACUGUACAGACCGCACUCGGGAUUCCUUCACCUUUCCUGAGACCCUGGGGGUCCACGUCUCUGAUCUGGGAGCGACGUCUCAUCUGGACUGCUCUGACAAGGGCCGCACAGUUCGCAUAGUGGCUUCUGGACAGGGAGCUUCCAUGACCUUAGCAGAACACUACAAAGGAAGAGACAUCUCCAUCAUCAACAAAGCAGACUUGCACAUUGGACAGCUGCAGUGGGGAGACAGCGGUGUGUACUUCUGUAAAGUGAUCAUUGCUGAUGACCUGGAAGGGAAAAAUGAAGGCCAGGUGGAGCUGCUGGUGCAGGGUAGGACAGGUGUGCUGGAUGACAUCCUGCCUGAGUUUGAUUUGGAGAUUAUGCCAGAGUGGGUGUUUGUGGGAGUUGUCGUGACAGGUAGCGUCCUCUUCCUGUUGUUGGUUGGGAUCUGCUGGUGUCAGUGUUGCCCUCACUCCUGUUGCUGUUAUAUACGCUGCUGCUGCUGUCCAGAUACAUGCUGCUGUCCAAAACACUUAUAUGAAGCUGGGAAGAUGGCAAAGAACAGCCAACCUCCUCAGAUUGCCAUGUAUCAACCUUUUUAUGUUCAUGGUGUUUCUGUGGUUCCUCCAGCCGCACCACCAUCUCUCAUUGAACCCAAGUUGACUGCAGUGCCUCCUUCUGUAGAAAACAACAUAGCUGGUGUGCGCAGUGGCUAUCGUCUCCAGGCCAGUCAGUGUCAGGACGCUAUGAAGGUUGUGUACUACGUAGAGAGGGACCUGGCGCAGUUCCACCCUACCAAAGGGGCCGGCUGUCCAUCUGGCAGCCUAUCAGAACUGAGCUCUCUGCAUGAUGGUGAUUUAGACUUCAGGCAGACCUAUCGGCAAGUCCAGAGGAAGGCACUGCCUCCCAUCAGCGACCACACUAACGAGUCUCGUCUCAGAGCAGCAUCAACUGGCCAUGCGCUCCGCCCCUCACAUUAUCAGAGUAAUCACUCUGUGGACGAGGAUGACAACAGAUGGAACUGCCACUCGGAGCACCUGCCCCGCAAAGCCUUUGACGCCAGGGGGCGCACAGUGUCACUAGAUGAACUGGAAGAGUUUGCGAUGACGUAUGGCCCACACGGUCGUCGGAGAGGUGACUUUCAUGGACCUCAGCGAGACUUCGAAAGGGGCCCAAGGCCACGGGACCAUCACACGUCAUACCGAGAUGGCCCACAUUGUUCUCGUGAUGACGAUGAUGAUGACUGGCGUCGUCGAGGCUCGCCACCUUCCCCGCGUAAAAGGCACGACAAUGGCGACAGUGAGCGUUAUGCUGCCCGUCAAAGGUCGUAUGAUGAAACCUACCUAAACAGUCUGCUGGAGCGCAAGGCCAGGUGUAAUGGAGAAAGGGGUGGGAGGACCGAUAAUGACAGUGACACACCCUCAAAAGGCAGUUCUAAAAAGAGCAGUGACUGUUACAAUAGCAGGUCACCUAGCAACCGGCCUGAAGAGGAUGAUUCUUUACCUCCGUACUGUGAGAGGGAAGUGGAGAGGUUUAGAACUGAAGAGCAUAUAGGGAGGGAACGCUACAGGACUGUUGAUCUUGCCAUGCGCCCUUUUUCUUAUAUGCGUCCACCACAAGGGUUGUCCCACACACUACAGGAGCACAGGGAGGACAGGGACAAACCCAGGAAACUGACCACUCAUCUAAGCAGAGACUCUCUAAUUGUGUGACACCAUCAGACUGAGCUGACAUCAUACUAUUAACAUCCCCAUCAAGCUACAGGGAAAUCCACCAGACACCAAACAUCAAUCAGUCAGCAAGGCACAUAUUAUGCCUGAGAACCUAUGCUGGUUAAGAGCAAGAACGUGAAUGGUCAUGUUUGUGUGAGUCUGUGCUUCUUAUAAAGACUACCACAACACUAGAAGUCAGUGAAAUACAGUUUACAUGGUCAAAGAGGACUUUAAAAUGUUCAAAUGAUAUUUAAAAAUAAUUUUAAUUAUUCUCUUUAGCUGUGUUCUGAACAUUCCUUAAUAUUUGUAUGUCUUAUGUACUUUAAUUGGACACUGUCUCUGAUGUUUCAUAAUUGCCAUUGCCUUUGUUUGCACUGUUGUACUGUAAAUUUCUGUGUCAGUGUUAAUAGUUUGCUCUCAAGGGAAGUAUGGAAUGAUUGUGCUUUUGAUAAUGUGCCAUUUAUUUGUAUUUCACGGUUUUGAAAUAAUGAUUUUGAUAUGAUCACUUGCUGCGUGUUUAUUUUCACUAGUAUGAUUGAUAACCUUUGUGUAUUCUUGACAACAUAUCUUUUGUUCCUUAUCACCUAUAUUAGUGUAAACUAUGAACAUGAACACUUACCACAUUGCUCUUUCUUCAACAUACAUAAGAAUACAAAUAGGACAUUUUUUAAAUAUACAGACAGGAAACGGGACAGGACACAGUAAAAGGAAGAAUUCUUCUUUCCAGGAUGAGAUUACAAUACCAGGAAACACUGCAGGUGUUUAGUGCUCAGAUUUUAUGUUUAGCUUUCUGGAUAUCUGUAUCUAUCUCUUUCUCACACACUCUCACAUUGUUUUAAAGUUAAUAAAUUAUUCAUAAUAAACUGUUAAAAGUUAAUAACUUAAUGAUAAUUAACUAUACAUAAGUAAUCAACAAAGUCUCAUGACAAAUUGUAAUAAUUUGGCGAAAUCAUAAGAUAUCGUUCAACCUUAAUUUUAUACCAACUAAUCAACAAACAGAAUCUCAAAUCGAUGCAAUACAGGCAUCGAAUUUUAGCUAGCCUCCUUUAAAACACUUUAUUUGAAGAAAGAAAACAUCUAUGAACAACUUUGGUUAUUCAUUCAAUAUUUAUUUAUGCAAUAAAAUUAUGUCAAAAACCUGCAAUACGCUUCCCUUUGUUUCGUUCCAAACCCUGUUGUUUUCUUUCAUGGCAGACAUAAGUUAUUUACAUUUCCUGUUAAAAUCAUGGUAAGGUUUAGGGUUUGGGUAGACUUUAAGGUUAGGUUUAUGUUUGGGUUAGGGGUUAAAUGUAGGGUAAAUCAUAAUAAAUGUUUGUUGGUUGUUUAUUUUUCUCUAUGAGAGAUUAAAAGAACUGUUGGAGGAGAACAGUAUAAAGAUUCUUCGAAAUUUCUUCUUUUGUCUUCCACGAAUACAAAUGCCUACAGCAUAUGGGUUUUGAAUGUCAUGAGGGUGAAUAAAUUAUGACAAAACUUUCA
Molecule: messenger RNA, 5228 nt
Organism: Myxocyprinus asiaticus (Chinese sucker)
Lineage: Eukaryota; Metazoa; Chordata; Actinopteri; Cypriniformes; Catostomidae
Product: immunoglobulin-like domain-containing receptor 2
Exons: 10
Coding region: 1974-3752 (592 amino acids)
Biological process (GO): pancreas development
Cellular component (GO): membrane
Source: RefSeq, a predicted model, not a curated record